Harmonia axyridis is the source of this 6097-nucleotide messenger RNA. Its product is annotated as kinesin-like protein CG14535. The transcript is spliced from 13 exons. Gene Ontology annotation, biological process: microtubule-based movement. The record is from RefSeq and is a predicted model, not a curated record. NCBI's taxonomy places the organism in Eukaryota, Metazoa, Arthropoda, Insecta, Coleoptera, Coccinellidae. Gene Ontology annotation, molecular function: microtubule motor activity; ATP binding; microtubule binding. Bases 392 to 4828 code for a protein of 1478 amino acids.
CCGUCAAGGCAGCACCUCCGCUGCCCGAAGCGUAGCGCUCUUCUGCACGUAUUUUUACGCGCGUUUUCAAUCACCGGACGCGGUGAUUUUUUUUAAAACGGAGUGCAUUACGCACGUGGUGAACAUGUGUUUCUAAAUGUUAUCAAUUUGUGUAUGGACCGCCACGGCUGAUUGAUCGAGGGCUAGGGUUUUUGUCCGAUCGGAAAAGACAGCUUUAGUUUCUGUGUCGGAUGCGUUUCGGUUUUUUGCGCGUGCAAAAGUUUUCGUGUGUGCGGACUUUAGUGUUUUUUUUUGGUUUGAGUUUUGAUGUGAUUUGUUUUGGUGGUGAUUGAGGAGGGAUAUUGUCAAGUUACAGGCCUAUAUUUGGAUUAUCGAAAACUGGAAGCUUCCAAUGAUGAACGUAUUUAACCACAACAAUGGACGUCCUAGAAUGAGUGCCGAUAUAUCAAAGAGCUUUCAUCCUGGAAAAAGACGAGGCACUCCUAUUCCUGUAGCUCCACCAAGGAUACCAACACCUAUGCCUGUGGCGAACAACAAUAAUAGUGCUAACAAUAAGACUGCUUCUCAAGCGAGAGAACAACACAAUUGGGUCCAUCCUACGUCAUCUGUCCAAGACAUCCCCAAGCUUAUCACAAAGCCGACAUACAGGUUACUAGAUAACGAUGUCAAAACUGCGUGGAUCAAUCCCAGGCUCAUCUCCAAGAUCGAUCUGGAAGCCAUCAAGACCACCGAAUACAUCCCGCCCCCGGAAAGGAACAUGAAUGGCCACUACAGCCACAACAUAUCGCACCAGAAGCAGUCCCAGAACCACGGAAGAACGGCGGGCGCGAAAGAGUGGGAGAAUCCUGUCAAUGAGCGCACAAAACUUCAUCAUCGUCCUGCCGCUAUGGCUGCCCCAACUUCACACAACUCAGUGCCUGCCCCAACCCAGAUCGCUCAAGACGCGUCGUCAUCGGCGAGGCGCAGGAGAGCGACGACGAGCGUCGCGAGGUCCAAAACGACGUCGGGGGGUAUGGAGCCCCAUUCGCGAUCUCACAUCCCCAUGCGGGCCCCCAAGGCCAGGCCGCAGACCCAAAAAACUGCCGGUCAGAAGAAUGAUAAGGGUGGCAAGGGGGUUGUUUAUCAAAGUGCUGCGUCGUGUUAUGUUGGCGCUGGAAUACCGACGACGGUGUCAACGGGUGUGAGCUCCGGUGGUGUCAGUGGUGUGUAUGGUGUUUAUUCUGAGACUAAGUACACUUUUGCAGUCAAUGGGUUGCCUGGUAAUUUGGCUCAGGCUUCGGCUGCUGCUGCUUUUUUUGCAAGGGCAGCACAGAAACUCAACCUUUCCUCCUCUCCCCACAGAAGAAAACGCUACAAUUCUGAUGAUGGUGACGCUACUGGUUUCUGCGGGGUACUUCAAAGAAGUCCACCUCCCGUACCUCCAGCGUUACUCAGGAGAUUGGGGGUGAGGGAAGUCACAGGUGUUGGCAAGGUCAAGGUUAUGCUACGAGUAUCAGAUCCAACUGGAGCAUCACCGGGUGAUUCUGGAAGUUCGAACAGUUUCUUCAGUUUGGACAAAAGAAAGAAACAAGUCACACUUAUAGAUCCCUCUUGUGGUGGAUCAGCAGCUCCAGAAGACCGAAGGGUGGGGGUAGCUGCUCCAAAGAUGUUUGCCUUCGAUGCUAUUUUCUCACAAGAUGACUCACAAACUGAAGUGUGCUCAGCAGCCUUAACUGACGUCAUUCACGCAGUCAUUAAUGGAAUGGAUGGUUGUUUAUUCUGUUUUGGACAUGCUGGAUUAGGAAAAUCAUACACCAUGUUGGGAACGCCAGAUAGUGCCAAUACGCUCGGUAUCAUACCAUGCGCAAUUUCAUGGUUGUUCAAAGGGAUCAACGAGCAGAAAUUGAAAACUGGUGCCAGGUUUUCAGUGAGGAUAUCUGCAGUUGAAAUAUGUGGACCAACAAAUCAAAUGAGGGAUUUAUUGUCAGGUUAUUCGAAUGAUUCCGAACAAUCUCCAGGGGUUUAUUUGCGAGACGAUCCUUUAUUUGGAAACCAACCGCCACACUGCGAACUGAGGGUUCCUACAGCCGAGAAAGCCGCUCACUACCUAGAUGCUGCACUGGAAGGAAGGGCUCCCACAAGGGAAGACUCUAGGGACUCGCACCUUCUGUAUACUCUGCAUGUCUAUCAGUACAGUGUGGCUGGAAAAGGAGGAGUUGCUGGAGGAAGAAGUCGUCUCCAUCUAAUCGAUCUAGGAAAUUCGGAGAGGAGCAAAGCAAGCGGGGGUAUUCCCCUUUCAGGAGUAGGCAAUAUCCUGCUUGCAAUAUUCAACGGUCAAAAACAUCUUCCCUACAAAGAGAAUAAACUGACUCACUUGCUGAAGGAUUGUUUGAGUUCCUUAACAUGUCAUGCAGCCAUGAUUGUUCAUGUUUCACCACGUGCUCAGAAUUAUUCGGACACUUUAACAACAGUCCAACUCGCUUCAAGGAUACACCGAAUGAGAAGGCGAAGGAUAAAAUUUGUUUCAUCUGCAGCUGGAAACGGAUCUGGCGGUAGUUCAGGUGAAGAAGCAACAAGAACCACUGGAACCAGUAGCGAACCAGACCCUUCAAGCAGCGAUCUAUCUGCCGAUACCGUCAUCUACGUAGGGCCUGUCGACGACGCAACCGACGGCGAGCAUCCCCCUGUAUAUAUACCUAGUUUAAAUUCCGGAGAUAACCGCUGUUCUAUGAGCAAGGCGCUUCGUGGCUCGAGCGCCGAACAAAGACCAUCCAAGAGCGCAACAAGUUCAAGGGCCGAAGACAAAGUGCUCAGUCAUCGACCCUCCAUCAAAACCACGUGCCAAAGUAAUAAGACCUCGCCGGGUCGCACCAACUCCCCCAAAUCAUCUCCCAAUAGGGUGGCGUCCUCGGCGAAGAACAAAUCCGAAGCCAAACAACCAAUAACAGGAUGCAGUGAUGAACAGUGGAUAGACGGCCCUAGAAUAUCCAAGUCGAAGGUAGCUGAAGCCAGGCAUUUCAUCAAGGAACCUUGUCACAUCAAGAAAAGAGAAACGUGGAUCGAUGGACCUAUGCAACAACAGUCCACUCCUUCUACAUCAGAUAGAGCAGGAUACGGUUACAUGGACAGUCACAAAAAGAACAUGAUAAGGAAAUGGGUAGAACACCAAACAUCGCAGAUACAAAAGACGAGGUAUGGUUACGGAAAGGUUCCAGAUAAACCCCAAAAAGAACAAAUCAAAGAACUCACGCAAUUCAAAACGUACGAUGAGGAAAUAGUGAAACCACUCGAUACAAAACGUACUGAAAUCGUUGAGGAAUCUGUCAUCCGAACCGGUCUCAAGCUGAACCAAGUCUCAAAUGACUCCAUUCCAGAAUGCAGAGAAGAAAGGGAGGCUUCAAGACUAGAGGAGGACGACCAAGAUGACGAAGAAGAAGAAGCGGUGGAGAUACCUCCUGCGCUUCCCCUCAUCCAACCUCUGAGCAGCAGAGAAGUUUCACUGGAAAGCCUCGACAUGCUUCUGAAGGAAAGGAUGCUGUCGAAUGCUGAAUACAACAAUUAUCAGAAUAGUUGCUAUGAAGAUCAGGAGGAAAGUGAGGAAGAUGAAAUCUUAGAGAUAAUUGAAGUGGAGGAACCUCUCGAACCAGUUCCAACGCAAGAUAGUUGUCUUCAGGUGACUGAAGAAGACAUCGCGCUAUGUAUGGGCUAUUCAGAGAACCCUCUUCCCGAAGUAGAUCAGGAAAAUCCUUUAGAUCAUCCCUUGAGGAUACUCAGUCAGGAAAAUCUAACUGUCGUUUCAACAUUCACCGAUUCAAUGUCUGUUUACACUGAUUUAGAGAGGAUAUUACCAAGACACAGGUAUGAUUCUAGAUACAGAACGUAUGACAAUGAUGAUUAUGAAGAUCCGGAUAACCCUAUUCAGAGGAAUGGUAAUUUGGAUGAAACUACUAGAAAGAAGUUCGAUCAACUGGCAAAGCUGCAUGAACUCUUCACCAAUAGACUAGCCAAGGCUAACGUAGCAAAUUCGGAAACAUAUCAGAAGCAGAAACAGAAUCAAAAAUCGCUUAGCAGAUGCGAAUCGUUGACGUUCAACGAAAUGCUCUACGGGGAAAAUCAGGAUAAUAAUAGUGUUUACAGUGAACCAGCCUACAUCCAAGAAAAGUUUUGCGAAAAUUGUAAAAUCAAUAUGACCAGACCUUCCACAGCUCAGAAUUGGUACCUAGAUCCUUUUUUAUCGGCCAGCACGCAAGACCUGUCGAUGGUGCAAACCAAACCGCCCCAGAUAGGGGGUAGAUUUCAAAGAUAUUGCCAUAAUAAUUAUUCCAACUUUCCAAGAGAGAAUCUUGCUAAUCUACGUCAUCCUGACGGUGCUUCCAAUCCUAAUUUGAGAGAAGAAUCCGAAAGGGUACCGGGAAAUGGAGCUUCUGCCGAAAACGAAAGAAAACCAAGUUUUCCCAACGACUCAAUUGUUACCCAGCCUUCUUUACCACCACCAAAUAGCCUUCCGUCUGUCGAAAGGAUGAACAGGGCUGUUUUGAGCAUAGAGUCUGGAAUAACAUCUAUCAAACUGACCCACAAGUCCGAGGGGUAUGACAGUGGCCACGACUCAACUCCAAGAACUUCUAAACAUAGUCCCGCGGCAAUCUCUAGGAGGGCUGAGAGCGGUUAUGACAGUGUUGUGAGAGACAGUGAAAGUUCUAGUAUAGAUUCAGAAACUAGUCGCAUAUCACACAAUGUUCAUGGUAGGAGAGGUAAAUGUAAGCACAAACACGAAAAAUCGUUCUGUUCCUGGUUUCUGAACCCCUUCACCUGUAAAUAUAUUGAUGAGCCCCCUGAAACUCACUUCUAAUCUUAAUUUCUUUUGAUAUUUUGUUUUAUGAUCUCAGGAAGGUGAAGGCUGUAUUUGAGUUUCCUGUCCAUACCAAAUGCCCCUAAUAUCAGAUUUUCAUUUUCACUUGUUAAACAGUGAGUUACGUGAUUUCGAAAUAUUCAGAUUAAGAGUUUUGCUCAGGAAUGUUCUCGGCAAUAUUCUUCAUCUGAAAGCAUGGGAUUUGUUGCGUGAUUUAUUGCAAUUUUGGUAUGGAUAUAAUGAAUGGCAUGCAAAUUCUUAAUAUUUCAGGAAGAUUACAAAUAAGAUGCUUGACUAUUGUCGUUACCAACCUUUGGGAAAAUUUCCUUCUACCAGAAAUUAUAUUCCCAAAAUAUGAAAUCAAAUAUUUUUCUAACCUGUAGUAAAUCUUGUACUCAGAAUUUAUAUUUACUCGCUUUUCGAUGUGGCAAUAAGCAAAGACUCGAUAGCAAGUUGAUUCUUUAUUCGGAUUUGAGUUAAGAGUAUUCUCAUCUCGUCAUGAAAAAAUAUCUCAUCAGUGUUAUGAUCUAUGUCUGAUUAUAAUUCCUCGAAUAGAACCCAAGUAUACGUUGAAAUGUGUCAAAUUUUUUGUAAAAUCAAUUGGGGAUUCCUCUUCUAAUUUCAUAUCAAUUUUAUUGAUGAGUAUUGAGAUCUUAUUUGUAUAUAUUACCCAUGUUUCUGCAUUCUUGCAACAUAUAGACUGAGAAUUAUAUUUGAACUCCAUCAGCAUAUCUGAAAGGAUUUUUUUAUAAUAAUGAAGAUCUGACUGCUCAUUAUUGAACAUGGUUAUAUUGAUUACUGUCGUUUCACAGUAAUGUAAAAUCCAAAUUCACUAAUUCUUAUGAAUAGACGUCGGACAUCGAAGAAAAACUUUCUGUCUAUUUUCUGAUAUUUAUAUAAUGUAUUGAAGAAGCAUACUUCAACAUCGAAUAAACUGUUUCUAUCUGCACUCAUUUAUAAUUUCAGCAUAUCAAACAUUAUUUAUGGGAUCAAAUGAUAUCUUGCCAACACAAUUUCCUUCAUAAGACUGUCUAUUUUGAUCUCUCUUCCAAUCUUAUUUCAUAUUUGAAUUUUAUAUAGUUAUCUACUUAUCAUCAUUGAUUUGUGAUAUCGUUAUUUUAUUGUAGAAUAAGUAUUAAUGCCUUCAUAAUUGAGUUUGUCGAAUUUGUACAUUAGUGUAUAUUCAUGUAUUUAUUUCGUUUUGAGGUUGUUAUUGAAAUGAAUUAUUUAGGUUCAUUUGUAAAAUAGCUGUUAGAUCAUAUUGCAGUU